CGCUUCGAGCACGUAUUCGCGGAUAUAUUCAUCGAAACAGAAACAGAAACAAAAAACGAUACCCAAAAACUUUUGACCGUGGCUAAACAAUCCGUCAAUACGUCCGCGAAUCGUGCGCCUCUCUACGGCUCACAGAUAAAUACAGCAAUAACAAAGGCGGGCAUCCGUUGGAUACAACAACUGCCGCAGCUACAGAUACAGAUACAGAUACAUUGAACAACGCGCUGACUUUGAGUGAUAAUAACGAAAGAUGGAUGGGCCCCUAAGUGUUUGCAGUGCCAGUGUUUUCAUCGAUGACGUUUAAAAUACAUUCGCGCUGAUGGAUAUCAUAAAUUCGGUGUGAAGCAGUCGCUUUCUACAAAAUGCGAAUCGGCGCAUCUACGCCACAGCCCAACUAGAACUGUGACAAAUCAAGUGCCUGUCCGCUGCGGCUAAUUACGGUUUAAAAAUCCGCCUAACGUCAAAAGUCAAGUGAACAGAAACCCUCUGAAGUGCAGAUACGAAUCGCAGCGUUGUCCCGGCCACAAAAUGGAUCCCGACUGCUUUGCCAUGUCCUCGUACCAGUUUGUCAACUCGCUGGCCUCCUGCUAUCCGCAGCAGAUGAAUCCGCAGCAGAGCCAUCCGGGCGCCAACGGCAGCGCCGGUAACAGCGGCGCGGGCGGAGCGAACGGACAGGGCAACUCUGGCGCCGCGACGCCGGGCAGCAAUGAUUACUUUCCAGCGGCGGCCGCGUAUACGCCCAACUUAUAUCCUAAUACACCGCAGGCCCACUAUGCGAACCAGGCGGCCUAUGGGCUGGGCGGCGGAGGCGGUGCGCCGGGCGGCGGACAGUCCAAUCCCGAUAUGGUGGACUACACACAGCUGCAGCCGCAACGUUUGCUACUGCAGCAGCAACAACAACAACAGCAGCAGCAGCAGCACGCACAUGCGACGGCUGCCGUUGUGGCACAGCAGCAGCAGCAGCAACAGCAACAGUUGCCCCAGCAGCAACAACUCCCGCAACAACAGCAGCAGCAGGCGAGCAUCAGCUGUAAGUACGCCAACGAUCCGUCGACGCCUGUUGGCAACAACAACAACAACAACAGCAGCGCCAACAGCAACAACAACAACCAAUCGCUUGCCAGCCCGCAGGAUCUCUCCACGCGCGACAUUUCGCCCAAGUUGUCGCCCAGCUCCGUAGUGGAGAGCGUAGCCCGUUCCCUCAACAAAGGCGUCCUGGGCGGCAGCCUGGCCGCCGCUGCCGCCGCCGUCAGUCUCAACAACAACCACAGCGGCGGCAGCGGUGGCGGUGGUGGUGGCGGAGGCGGCGGUGGCCCCGGACCUGUCAACGUAAACGUAAACGUGCCCAUGCACAGUCCGGGCGGCGACUCCGACUCGGAGAGCGACAGCGGCAACGAGGCGGGCAGCAGUCAGAACAGCGGCAACGGCAAGAAGAAUCCGCCACAGAUCUAUCCAUGGAUGAAGCGAGUACAUCUCGGACAGAGUACUGUGAAUGCCAAUGGCGAGACGAAACGACAACGGACCUCAUACACCCGCUAUCAGACACUGGAACUUGAGAAGGAAUUCCACUUCAAUCGCUACCUGACACGCAGGCGACGCAUCGAGAUCGCGCACGCGCUCUGCUUGACGGAGCGACAGAUCAAGAUCUGGUUCCAGAAUCGGCGCAUGAAGUGGAAGAAGGAGCACAAAAUGGCAUCGAUGAACAUUGUGCCAUAUCACAUGGGCCCCUACGGCCAUCCCUAUCACCAGUUCGAUAUCCAUCCGUCACAGUUUGCGCAUCUGAGCGCAUAGGACGCGUGGCACUUUUCGGGUACUGGUUAGAGACUCAAUCAGUUGUAUCAGGAACCAUAUCAGGCGGCGGCAGCGGCCAGCGUGGCCGGCGGCUAUCAGUCACAGGGCACUCAGGAUCCGACCGCAUCGGCAUCGGUGCUGGGCAGCGUCAGCGUCGGCGCCAACGCCAACGGCGGAUCUGGCAGCAACAUUGGCACCGGCAACGGCUCCAAUUCGCUGUUCAGCUCCGCCGCGGCGGUGGCCAAUGCCAGCAAUACCAAUGCCGACUGCAUUAAAUAUCCUCAAGAGUUCUGAUCUCAGGUUAUCAUCAGG
Molecule: messenger RNA, 2103 nt
Organism: Drosophila hydei
Lineage: Eukaryota; Metazoa; Arthropoda; Insecta; Diptera; Drosophilidae
Gene: Scr
Product: homeotic protein Sex combs reduced
Exons: 3
Coding region: 529-1791 (420 amino acids)
Biological process (GO): regulation of transcription by RNA polymerase II; anterior/posterior pattern specification
Cellular component (GO): nucleus
Molecular function (GO): RNA polymerase II cis-regulatory region sequence-specific DNA binding; DNA-binding transcription factor activity, RNA polymerase II-specific
Source: RefSeq, a predicted model, not a curated record